CAGGUGUGUGUGGUUCUGUGUGUGUGUGUGGACAGGUAAAGCUGAAGUGUUUAUGGGAGUUUAGUUCCAACCGAUUUAGUUAGUUUGGCACAAGGACGAUUUGAAUAGCCUACAUACAUUUUGAUCGUGGCUCAUGCGCUUUGCCGAGAGACGGAGGUGAAUUCUACACGUCGAUCGAUCAUAUUUCAGAUGUUGCAAUCUCAGAUACGGACCUAAUAGACUAAAGUCGACAUUCUGCAGGAUAAUAAAGGACCACAUGAACAUGAAGAAAACGUAUUCAGGCAUUGCGAGGUCCACCAGCGGCAGGCUGAGGAGGCCAGAGAGAGCCGAGGCAACAAGUCCUACUGGUACUGGUUCUGGUUCUGCACUAAAGAGGUCAUUUGAAGUGGAGGAGGAUACAUCCACAAACCCAUCCCCUCUUUCACGUAGAACGACCAAUCCUCUGCGCUCGUCCACCUCUUCUGCGAGCAGCCGUUUCCACGACAUGAGGUCGCUCAACUCCGAGUCCACCUCCAGGCAUGCUUCGGAGUCCUCCUCCAACCAGCGCUCUCCAAAGUCCAGCCUGAGGCGCAUAGAGUUAUUGGGGGGCCGUGUCCCAGAGACUGUGUCGCGCAGGACAGAGAUCUCCAUCGACAUCUCCUCCAAGCAGGUGGACAGCUCACCCAGUCCCGGUAUCGCCCGUUUCGGCUUGAAGAGACCAGAGGUCUCGCUCCAGAGUAAAGCCACAGACGGGCCUCUUCACAGAAGGGCUGAGGGUAACAACAGCAGACCCCAGGAACCUCCAACACCCCCUAGGAGAGCUGACCCACCAGUAUCUGCGUCCCGGAUCCCUGAGCUGUCCCAGAGGCGAGCAGAGCCUCCCAGCCCUCUUGAGAUCUCGGCUCCGACUAGACGGGCUGAGAUGCACAUUAACAGACAGCUGGACACACCGUCUCCUGCAAGGGAUUCGGAGAACAGCUUCACCUCCGCAGCCAGCAUCACUCCUACCUUCAAUGAAUACAAAACCCCUCCGUCAGUACAUGAAGCCCCCCUAAGGCCUCUGGAGAGGUCAGAGGUCAUUUCCAGCUACAGCAGCAGUAGCAGCAGCAGUAGCAUCAUGGCAGAGUCUGUUAUACCAGAGAUGCCCCCAGCCAUGUGCCUGGAGAAACCCAGCGUCGACUUCAGCUAUGUGGGCAUUGAUGCCAUCCUGGAGCAGAUGAGGAGGAAGGCCAUGAAACAGGGCUUUGAGCUCAACAUCAUGGUAGUGGGUCAGAGUGGUUUGGGGAAAUCCACACUGAUGAACACGCUCUUCAAGUCUAAGGUGAGCCGCAAGUCUUUCCUGGGCACGGCUGAGGAAAAGAUUCCCAAAACCAUCGAGAUCAAGUCCAUCAGUCAUGAUAUAGAGGAGAAAGGAGUUCGAAUGAAGCUGACGGUGAUAGACACACCAGGGUUUGGUGACCAAAUCAACAACGAGAAUUGUUGGCAGCCCAUAAUGAAGUUCAUCAAUGACCAGUAUGAGCAGUACUUGCAGGAAGAGAUUAAUAUUGAUAGGAAGAAGAGGAUCCCAGACUCACGAGUGCACUGCUGCAUAUACUUCAUACCACCCACAGGACACUGUCUUAGGCCUUUGGAUGUGGAGUUCAUGAGACGUCUUAGUAAGGUGGUGAACAUCGUUCCUGUCAUCGCUAAGGCUGACACCCUGACUCUGGAAGAGAGGGACUUCUUCAAAAAGAAAAUCAGGGAAGAGCUUCGAGCCAAUGGGAUUGACGUCUACCCACAGAAAGAGUUCGAUGAGGAUGCGGAGGACAGAAUGAUCAAUGAGAAAAUAAGAGAGAUGAUUCCUUUCGCAGUAGUAGGAAGUGACCAGGAAUAUCAGGUCAAUGGGAGAAGACUAUUGGGAAGGAAAACAAAAUGGGGAACCAUUGAAGUUGAGAAUAUUGCCCACUGUGAGUUUGCCUACCUGCGGGACCUGCUCAUAAGAACCCACAUGCAGAACAUUAAAGACAUCACCAGCAGCAUCCACUACGAGAUGUACCGCGUCCGUCGGCUCAACGAGAACAACACUCAGGCCAACGGCCUCGGCGAGCACCACCCGGCCUGCCACGAAAUCUAGCUCCCUAUCCAAACCACCCCUCCACCCCACAUUCCUCACUCCUCUCCAAUCCCCAAUCCUCUUGUUCCACCCCCUUCCAUCAGCCGCGGACUGAGGUGAAGAGGUCCAUCUAGAAAAGCACAUAAUGACUUUACCUCCCAGAAACUCCAGCACAGUGCCCUUAAACCCUCACGCCCACUGCACGGGCACCGGAGGGCUGAAGAGGUCAGAAAUACAACCGCUAAAGAGCUACUCCAUAUACUGCAUGCGUUUGACUUGCUCUGCUGAUGCUCCAGGUCUGUGUGCAGAGGUUGAUUGUGAGGCAGGUUCUGAUUGGUCAAGCUGUGCGGACAGCUCUUCACAUGCAACUUUUCUUCCUUUUUUUUUUUUUUUUUUUUUUUUUUUUGAUAGGAGAUUGCUCGGAAGGCUCCUUUUUACGUGAUUUGUUGAAUGCUCUCUUAAUAUUUAUGCUUCAUUUUGAGCGAGACCGAUGAGAAACGAGGAUGAGCUGAUGUGGCAGCACCAUUAUAAAACUACAGAUUAUCUGACGUCUUUCCCUCCAAAUGUAUACUUCUUGCCUACGGCGUUGUAGAGAACCUGGUGUGCCGAUAGUGGUUCCUGCUGUUUGUUUUAUCACAUCUGUGCAAAUAAUUACAGGAAAACUGACUCAUUGGAUCCCUGGUACCAUAUAAAAACAAUAAUGAUUGAAAUUACAGCUUUGGGAUUUGUGUUGGAAUGAUUAUCUGAAUAGUAAACAAAAUAGUAUUUAUGUCGAUGAAAUGGGAUCGUUAUGUACUUUAUACAGACGAUCUUAUUUAUUGCAGAAUGUGACCUGAACUGGAAGGAGAAUGGCAGUGGGUUCAAUAGGUUUUUAAUAAAUCAUUUAAUGUUGUGUAUAAACCCGGUACACCGUUUUUAUCAGGCAGUAUUCAGUGCCAUUUAUCUUAAACCUUCCAGACCGCCUCAUACUCUUCCAGUCAUGCCAAAUAUGUGGAAAUGCGCACCAUCUUUUGUCAGUUUAAGUGUCUUGUUUUGUCUUAGCCUCGAGGAAAGGGCCUACAGGAGAGGGAACUUAAAGUGCCUUGAAAGCUGCCUGCCACAUCUGAUGAGGAGCCACUUUUAAGAACGGUGCAAUUCCUCAGGCUUUGUUCUUGUCUGCAAGCCCCUUUAUAAAUGCUCGUCAUUGGGAAAAUAUCUUUGUUUUGUCCUGUGCUGUAUAUUCAUAGUGAUUAAAUUUUUGUAUUGGUAUUCAGAGUAACACAAAUAACUUUGAUAUCCUGUUAUUUUAAAGAAAUAAAGAUUUAAAUGAUUA
This is a messenger RNA of Puntigrus tetrazona (Sumatra barb), 3383 nucleotides long. It is a transcript of the gene septin9a, whose product is annotated as septin 9a. Bases 257 to 2092 code for a protein of 611 amino acids. Gene Ontology annotation, biological process: cytoskeleton-dependent cytokinesis. Gene Ontology annotation, cellular component: microtubule cytoskeleton; cell division site; septin complex. The record is from RefSeq and is a predicted model, not a curated record. Lineage: Eukaryota; Metazoa; Chordata; Actinopteri; Cypriniformes; Cyprinidae. The transcript is spliced from 12 exons. Gene Ontology annotation, molecular function: GTP binding; molecular adaptor activity; GTPase activity.